AUGUUCGAAGACUUUGUCAUUGUGCAGCAUCCUCUGCACUCCGGGAUGGCCACCACGGGGGCAUGCCAUUUGGCAAAUGUCCCGAAUGAAAUCAUACUUCUCAUUAUAAAUCAUGUGCCGCAUCAACGGGAUCUCGCAGCCUGGUCCCGAACCAGCCAGUACUUUCACUCCAUCAUAAACCCAGCGCUAUAUGACGCCGAGAUAUCCAAAAAGGAUUGGCGUGUCGUUUUCUGGGCAGCUCAGCAUGGCCGCAUUGGUACGCUGAGAUGCUGGACAGCAAUUCGUAAUGCUGAUGGAAGCAUACGCGCGCCGAUGGAUAUCUACACAACGAGAUUCGCCGAACAACAAUUCAAUCCCAAUAUCAGACCACAACCACCCAGUGCACCGCGCUACGACACUGACUAUACACUCGGCGCAUAUGUCCAGGGACCCAUGGACCAGGCAACACGAGAGCGCCACAGCCGCUGUCAAGCACCUCUUCACAUUGCGGCCAAAUUUGGCCACGUCGAAGUUGUCAAGUUCCUGCUCGAUCACGGUGCCGACAUCAAUGCGCAUUCGCUCGGCCUUGUGCCCAAUGGUUUGUCCGUCUUCCGCGACGCCCGGGACCGGCAUCACUUUUUGAGCCCCGACUGCGUCACGCUGAACGCUCUGCACGUGGCUAUCCUGAGCGGCAAGGCGGAAGUCGCCAAAGUCCUGAUACAGCGCGGCAUCGAUCUUGAGCUCGCACCCCUGCGCGCCGGCCACGAGAGCCACAUCACGGCGCUGCACCUCGCCGCGGCGUAUCCGUAUGUCAUGGGCAACAUCUCGCUCCUCAAGAUGAUGGCCCGGCUACCCGGCGUUGACGUGAACGCGCCCGAUGUGGAUGGACAACCCCCGCUCAUGUACGCCGCCGAGUGCCAAAGCGAUAACCACCCAUCCAUGCGAGCCCUAGUGGAAGUCGGCGCCGACGUCAAUAGCCGGGUCAAUACAAGGGAAGGCUUUGAGGGAUCGCUGCUGGUCGCACUGAUCCGUAGAAUCCGUUGGGGCGCGGCCGCGUACCUGAUUGACAAGGGAGCAAGUCGGGACGUAGAACCAGGUGAGAGAACGUUAUUGGAAGAGUGCGAGAGGGCCAAGAUGUCCGUCAUAUAUCCGGAAGUCGUCAAACAGGACCAAUACGAGGCACUCGUUAGUCGAGUCGGUACAGUAGUCCCAGGUCAUUUGUUGACAUGA
Messenger RNA from Pestalotiopsis fici W106-1, 1209 nucleotides. RefSeq lists its product as uncharacterized. The transcript has a single exon. Bases 1 to 1209 code for a protein of 402 amino acids. NCBI's taxonomy places the organism in Eukaryota, Fungi, Ascomycota, Sordariomycetes, Amphisphaeriales, Sporocadaceae. Gene Ontology annotation, molecular function: protein binding. The record is from RefSeq and is a predicted model, not a curated record.